UUUCUUUCGACAGUUUCGGAAUAUGACUCAUCGGAAGUUACGACUUUCACACUUUGCUGACUUUUCCCAUAACCUACUCCCUACUGUUAUAAUAAGGCAAUAAGCCUAGACCUAGAGUCUGUAGAGUUAAGACCUCAGUGUCAGCUAAAGCAAUGUACAGAGAUGUAUUGUGUUUUAAUGUUUAUAGUCUAUAAAUAUUCAUAUUUAUUUCUCAGAAUGGUUUAUCUUUAACUUAGAAAUUCGCUUCAUGAUGAUGUCUUUGCCGCCUUAUUGGAUCAACUCUACAAAGUGAAGAACUCUGUGUAUCUACUUCUCAUGUGUUUCUCCUGAUUGUUGUGUGCACGCUGAUUAUAUUCCACUAGAAUGGCACAAGAACCUGUUAUUCUCAAUGUCUAUGAUAUGUAUUGGAUUAAUGAAUACACAUCUUCACUAGGUAUAGGUGUAUUUCAUUCCGGGGUACAGGUCUAUGGAACAGAAUAUGCUUAUGGUGGACAUCCUCUCCCACUAUCUGGUGUCUUUGAAAUUGAGCCAAGGGAUGCAGAUGAUCUCGGAGAACAAUUUAAGUUUAAAGAAGCAAUUUGUGUUGGUCACACAGACUUUACUCCUGAUGAUGUCAGAAAAAUAACAGAAGAGUUAGGCAAAGAGUUUCGAGGGGACCAGUACCACCUGUUAAACAAAAACUGCAAUCAUUUUACUUCAGCACUCGUACAGAUACUAUGUGGUAAAGAGCUCCCCAGCUGGGUAAAUCGCCUGGCCUACGUAAGUUCAUGUAUACCAUUUCUGGAGAGAGCCAUCCCCAAAGAAUGGCUGACUCCUAAUGCCCUGCACAAUGUCAUUGAGAGCAAUUCAGCUCAUGGCCAGCACCGGCCAGCGGCAGCAGAGGGAGGGAAGAGAUGAUGGAGGCUACGGUUUAAAAAGUAGCACAGGCUCUUUUUUUUUUCUUUUUGUUGUUGUUUUCUGAUGGGAUAGGCACAGGCAGUGAUGGUGGAUUGUUUUGUUUAAAACUUAUGUUGAUAUUGUUAUUUUUAUAUGUGGACUAAAGAUACACAUGUUUUGAUAUUAGUGUUCAUUGAAAGGAUCCUGUCAGUUCUCCUGUGUUGAUGUUAGUGAUAUGACAUAACCCAGAAACACUUAACACUCAGCAUUCUUAACUAUUUGUUUCACUGUAUUUAAUGUAGGAAUGAUGUCCAGCGGAGCAUGUUUUGAAGAGAGAUUGUUCUUCUCAUGUUUAUGAAUUGUUGUUUUUGUUUCUGACAAACUUACAUUGAAAAGCUGAGUGAUAAUAAAGUCUCUUAAUAAACAUUAAUGUAUUAACCGAAAAAUAAACUUACAUUCUUUACUUACAUAAUAUUUUCCUUUUAUAUAGCUGUUGGAUUUAUAGCGAUAACUUCUUGAGGCUGGUAAGGUAACUUGUUUCUGUGGCCAACAUGUCUGAACUAACCCUUUCAACGCCAGGGCCAUGGUUUCAGAUUAAAAUGAAAUAUUUUGUUCAUAAUUUGAAUAUUGUUAGAUAAAAAAAAAUAUAUAACCUAUACAUAUACAAACUUCCAUGGGAUAAAAAAAAAAAGAAAGGGCUACUUAUUAGCUAAGGUUUUGUUAUAUCAAGGUCUGUUUCUUAAAACAUAUAAGUGCCAUCAUGUACAGCACCAUAAACAAAACAUCCUGCAAUGUGUACAUAGCCAGUCUCUGAAUUAUUUCAUUUCAUAGUUUUUCAAGUAUCUUUGUCCAGCUUCAAAUACUUUAUUGAUUUAUACAUUAAAUAUCUGAAAAUUCUGUUUUUCCCAAUCCUGACAGAUUUAGUAUGAAAUUGUGUUUUUCUUGGUUUACAUUUCAAAUACUGCAAGUCAGUUUUCUCUUAUCUUAAAUGAUCUACUUUGGCAUGUUGUUCUUCUUCAAACUAUAACUUUUUAAGCAAUGUUAAUAUUUUGUUUAUGCUUUGUAAAUAGGCCAAAAAUGUACAGUUGAACUACUGAAAUGUUUUCUAUUUACUUCUCUUGUGUUUUUCUUGUUUCUGAAGUGCAAUGAAUACAUAUGUUUACAGGCUCAUCUAGAUUGAAAUAAUAUACUUUUCUUGUCAUGUUACAAUUGUUGACCCAAUAAAUCUCAGAUCCACUCUACUGCUUUGAUCUCCAGAUACUCAUAAUUAUCAUUCAACUUCCUUAGUUUUCAAGGGGAGGUUGAAGUUAUUCUUAUAGUGUACCAAAGCAGAAAAGGAUGAAAUCUUGUCUGCACACACUCAAUACUGAACACAUUUAUAUUUAUAGCUUGCUAGACUUUACAUUUCUGGUUAGUUUCACAACUUUUGUCUAAAGCCUCAAUCAUAUAUUGUUAAGUUCACAACUUUUGUCUAAAGCCUCAUUCCUGUAUGAUUAGUUUCACAACUUUGUCCAAAGUUUCAUAUAAAUGAAUGGUUCUACUUCAUUUAAAAGCACAAUCCUAAGAAAACAUUUUCGUUUCAAGUGGCUUAUAAAACUAUGUGUUUCUGUAUGACUUAUUAUAUGUAGUUGAAUAUUUAUGGACAGUAGUUAUCCAGGUUUCAGCUAUACUCUAGAAUUUGUUUCUUCUUCUUUACUUCAGUUUGAAUCCCAUUGGUUUGAACUGAAAGGAAAGAAACAAUUCCUUAGCACUUUGUCAGCUUAGUGAAAUCCUUUAGUUGGUUUGAAUUUUUAAUUGCUGUGCACGGUAAUUAGACUAGAAAAGUCCAUUUUUAAAACCUGAACAAAGAAAAGUGUUUUAUCAAUAGCUUCCCUGUUGAUGUGUAAUUCAGUUGUUUGUUUGUUUUUUCCUUCCUUCUUAUAGGAUAAUAAUACACACUCUAUUGAAUAGCCCCAUCUGUUGUUUUAUGUUGAACCUAUUUAGCUUCUUUUGUCAUUGUAAAUGUGUUAAUAUUUUUUAUGGCAAAUAUAUUGUGUACAUUUUUUUGUGUGGAACAUUUGUGCUAAUAACUUUAAAGCCUGGACAAUGACUUAUGUUUUACAGUCUGGAACACACAUUACUUGAUGCAUUUAUUUUGAAACCAAGAGAAUGUACAGAAGGAAUUUUUUAUUUGAUUUUGCAAUGAAUGAAUUAGUUGAUGUGAUUUAACAAAUAUAUAUUAGCAAUGAAUGAAUGUUUUGUUGUGGUUUAUAAAUGAAUGUUUAGAAUACUUACACUUCAGUUUUUUUUUCUGAUUUAUCGUAUAUAAUAAACUGAAAUAUUUACAUUGGUUUUAUUUAUUCUAAAACAAAUAAAAGAUUUAAUCAUU
Molecule: messenger RNA, 3244 nt
Organism: Biomphalaria glabrata
Lineage: Eukaryota; Metazoa; Mollusca; Gastropoda; Planorbidae
Product: deubiquitinase DESI2-like
Exons: 6
Coding region: 364-897 (177 amino acids)
Biological process (GO): protein deubiquitination
Molecular function (GO): deubiquitinase activity
Source: RefSeq, a predicted model, not a curated record